AUGCUUAAUAAAAUAUUGAAUGAUAUUUUGGAAAACUGGGAAAAAAAAGAGUUUAGUUUAUCAAGUUUAUGUUUGUGUUUUCAUCACUUAAAAAAAAAAUUAUCAAAUGUUGAAGAUAAAAAGGAUUUUUUUAUAAAUGAUAUUAAAUAUGCAACUUUCAAAAAACUUUCAAAUUUAAUUGAAGAUCAAAACAUUAAUAAUAAUGAUAAUAAAUAUUUUUAUCUUAUUUUUACAACAUUUAUUUUUAAUUUGGAAUGUGAAUUUAUAGCAGAUAAAAGUUUUUUAUUUAAGCAUAUGGAAUAUUGUUUAAAUGAGUUAGAUAUAUAUAUAAACAAAAAAACAAAACAAAAUGAAAGCAAAAAUAACAAAUUGGAUAUAUUACAUAAAAAAGAUGACAUUAAAGGAAAGAGUAAGAAUAUAUUAAAUAAAGAAAAAGAAGAUAAAAAAAAUGUAAACAUGAAAAACUCAGAUGAAAAUAAGAUAACAGAAGACACAAAUUAUUUAAAUUUUUUUGAAAAAAUAGAUAUACUUAUGAAAAAUGUAAUAGACUUAAAAAUAAAUUCAAAUGAUGAUAAUAAAUUUAUAAAUUAUAAGAUUUAUACUUUUCAUUCCAUCACUAAAUUUAUUUUUUUUUUAUCACAAAAUGAAAAAAUUAGUAAAUUUUUCUUCAAACAUAUUAAAAAUAUAUUAAUUUCUAUUAUUAAUGUAAAUUUGACUACGUUAUAUGAUGAAAAUAUAGUAAAUAUGGCUAAUAAAAUUAUUUUCUUUUUAGUAGAUAUAAAUUUUCAUUUUAUAAAAGAUUACGAAAAAGAAUUUUUUAAUUUUUUAUAUAUUCAAUUAAACAAAAAUGAUUCUAUAGAAAUCAUUAAAGAAAUUUUUGUUUUGUAUCUAAAAAAAAAAAAUAAUAUAAUUUUAAAUAAUGAAAUAUAUAAAGAGAUGAAUAAUUAUGCUAAUGAAAAUAUAAAUUUGUUUUUAAAAUAUGGAUAUAAAGAAAAUUUAUAUUUUUUUCUAAACUCAAUAAAUAUUUUUAAAAAAUUGGUUAAUUUUAGAAUUAGUAAUACAGAUAACAACAUAUAUAUUAUAAAAAGUAUGGAAUAUAUAAAUAUUAAUCUUAGUAUUAAAGAUAUUGUUUUGGGCAUUAAUAAAUUAUUAGAAUACUUAGUAAAUAUAUCUAAGAAUUAUUUAAAUAAUGAAAAGAUGAAUAUUUAUUUAAAUGAUAACAAUUGUAUAUAUGAUAAGAAAGAAAAAAAAAAUAUGUAUAAUAUUGAAAAUAUUUUAAGAACAAUAAAUGAAGAAAAAAAAUAUAUUUAUGUAAAUAACUUUAAUGUUGAUAAAAAUAAUAAUUACAAUACCAAUAACAUUUUUAGAUAUAUAACAGAUAAUAUAUUUGAUUUCUUCAGAGAAAUUAUAGUUCAUUUAGAUUCAGAAAUCAUAAGUAUUAAUGCUAACCAAUUUGUAAAUUUUAUGAAAUUUUUUUUUGUAUGCAAUAAUGAAAAUGAUUUAUUUUUAUCAUAUUUUUUAAAUAACAACAUAUAUAUAUACUCAAAAGAUUUAUUAAAAAAAUGUUUUGCCAUUUUUGAUGAAUUUGUAAAUUAUAUUGUUUACUUAUUUAGAAUUAUUAAUGUAUUAACUCAAAACAAAUUAUUAAUAGAAGAAGACUUAAAAGAAAAUAUAAAGGAAGAGGAUAAGAAAUUAUUUAAUGUAUUAAAUAAAAUUAAGGAAAUUAUUAGAUGUGAUAAUAUUACUGAUAUAUAUUAUAAUCUGUAUAAUAAUAAUGCGAAAGCUCUUUGCUUAUAUCUUAAAUAUUUAGCUCAUUAUACAAAUGAAUCAGUAAAAGAAAAAAUAUUAAUUCAUUAUGAGCAUUUUUUUUUUUAUAUUUUUAAUAGAAGAAAUAAUGCUAAUUUCAAUAUGAUUUUCAAAAAUAACAUAUCUUUUUAUUUAACUUUAAAAAUGUUGUAUACAUUUGUAAAAAUUAAAAAUUGUAAUUUUGAAAAUGUGUACAAUAUAUAUUUUAAACUUAGUAAAUUAGAAAAAGAGCUAAAUAUAAAUGAAGAAUGCUCAUUUUUUUAUAAAAAUAAAAUGUAUAACAAUAUAUGUUUUAUACAAAAAAUAAAAAUGUUUUUGUUAAAAAAUUUAGAUUCAAUUACUUAUGAUAAGAAAAUUUACAUUAAUAAAAAAGAAAAAUUUACAAAAUUAGAAAAGAAAUUAGGAAAAAUUAAUGAAACAGAUAAAAGUCUUUUGAAAAAAAAAAAGGAAAAUAGAAAAUUUAAUGAUGAAAUUAACGUUUAUGACAAAAGAAGAUUUAAAACAACGCAUACGGAUAAUGAAAUAUUGAAUAAAGAAAUUAACUCAGAAAGUGAUGAGAUGAAUGAAUCUUCAUUCGAAAGCAAUGAUGAUGAAGAAAUUUCUGCUGAUACUGAUAAUAGCGAACAUUUAGAAAAAAAAAAUAAAAAUAAAAAUAAAAUUUAUGUGAAUGAAUAUAAAGAAUGUAAUAAUAAGGAAGAUAUUUACAGUGAAAAUGAGGAAAAAAAAAUGAAUAAUGAAAAAGAAAAUAAGAAAGUUAUCACUACAAAUAAAGAAAAAAAAAAUGCAAAAAUUUCAAUACAAAAUAAGUGUAAUAAAAAAAUAAGUAAAGGAAAAAAUAAUAUUACAAUAAAAAAAGAAAGAAAAAUUAAUAAUAAGAAUCUAUUAAAUAAACAAGACAAAAAAGAUGUUACAAUAAAUGGUCAUAUUGUAGAUAACUUAAAAAAUAAUCCUAGUAUUAAAUCAACAAUUGUGAACAAUAUCAAAUUAAAAAAUAAAAAAAGAAAGAAGGAGCAACUUAUAAAUUCUUAUCAAUGUAAUAAUUCAGACAAAAAUACUAUUAACUUAAAUGAGUUAAAAGAUAAUAUAAAAAUAGUAUCGUCCUUUGAUGCUGUAAAUUCUUUAAACUACAUGAAACAAUCAAUUUUAAGUGAAUUAUAA
Molecule: messenger RNA, 2964 nt
Organism: Plasmodium gallinaceum
Lineage: Eukaryota; Apicomplexa; Aconoidasida; Haemosporida; Plasmodiidae
Product: conserved Plasmodium protein, unknown function
Exons: 1
Coding region: 1-2964 (987 amino acids)
Source: RefSeq, a predicted model, not a curated record